Messenger RNA from Knipowitschia caucasica, 273 nucleotides. Lineage: Eukaryota; Metazoa; Chordata; Actinopteri; Gobiiformes; Gobiidae. The record is from the annotation of a GenBank genome assembly.
AUGCUCCUCACACUGCAGAACUACAACCUCAAGUGGAGAAAUACACCUACAGACGACAUGGACUGCAGUCCAGCGCAGAGACUGAUGGCCCGUAGGCUGAAAAGUCCGCUCCCCGUCUCGGACAGUCUUUUGGAGCCACGCGUGGUUGCGGACGUGUCAGAGAAGCUCAGGGCCAAGCACCAAAAGGCCAAGCUUUGGAGCCCGGACGGGAAGAUGGAGGAGAGGUGUCUGCCUCCAACAGGUGGGCCCUCGGUCGUACCUGGUGGAUGUUGA